AGGAAAUGCGGGCUAGACCAGGUUGGAGUAGGAUGCUAAGUAGGUGAGUGCCUUUGGUUUGCUCUUAACGGGAAAUUGGAAAAGGAGGCCUACCAAGAUGCCGGAGGAUGGUGGCGCUGGAAGGUUCCUGACCCUUGAGGACCUCAUCGCAGCCCUAGAUCGACAUGAGAGGACCCCGAGUAAUGUUCUGAAGGUUGAGACCUUCGACUUCGAUGGGGAAAGGGUCUCAGAGUGGCUGGACCUGGUGGAACAGGCGAUGGUGGGAUUGUCAGAUGAGGUGAAAUUCCAGCGUAUCAUGAGGUACGUGCUCCAUAGGCACCAUCAGGAGGUGCAGAAGGUUGUGGAUGCCGCCCAUGGCAUUUGGGCGAGAUUCAGGGAGAACAUGCUGCGCAAGUAUCGACUGGGUGAUGGGUUGCUUACAAUCUCAGAUCUUGAGGGAAUGAACAAGGAUGACUUUACCACGAUAGGGGUCUUCGUACAAGAGUUUAAGAAGAAGGCAAGGAAAGUUCACGGGAUCUCUGAGGAGAGGCAGUGCGCCAUAUUUCUGGAGCUGCUCACUGGGUCAGAGGCACCCGAACUGACGAAUCGUGGAGGAGGCAGCGCAAAGCUUACCUGGGCCACCAUCAACAGAGGAGUGGAGGACGGGAGCUUAGACCAGGUAGAGCAGGAUCAGAUGCGCCUGCAAAGGAGGAAGAGGAAGGAAAGGGACGCUGCUGCAUUAGGGACCCCGGGGGUAAAGAGAAUCGUCACUUAUGUACUUGCGGCAUUAGGCUAUGGCCAGGAUGCCGAGGCACAGAGAAAGGCGGUAGCCGUGGUCCAAGGCCGAGGGAAAGAGGUGGGGGAUGAAGGCGCCGGGCAAGAGGAUUACGGUGGGGAGGAGACGGGGUCUGACUUUUUGAAGGCAGCCAUGCAGAGGGGCGGGCGGGGCACACGGCCACGACAAAGACCUCUCGGGGCAUCCGGAGGGGAGGAGCGGCAUGGGCCCUUCAGGAGAGAGCCUACACCGGUGUUUGAUGACGACAACAUCGAGUUCUUCUUGGACGCCUACCGAGAGCAUGCAGCCCAGAGAGGAUGGGACUUGUCCGAGAGGGUACGUCACUUGAGGGGAGUUGGGAGGUUCGAGGAGCCCGUUGCGCAAAUUAGGGAGGAAGCCCUGACUUGGUCGGAGGUGGAAGCAAGGAUGCAGAGACUGAGAGUUUUGCCUUUGGGGAAUGAUGGGCUACCUAUUCGCUUGGAGGAAGGGAACGUGGAGAAGUUCAUCCCGGCAUACGAACAGUAUAUGAGCGAUCAGGGGGUUCCGAGGGACGAGUGGGUGCAGACGCUACUCAUUUGGACCAGAGGAGCGGAGUGUGCGCUGGCGAGGCAGAUCCGGGGUCGGGCACGAGAUUGGGAGGAUUGUCGGGCUCAGUGGAGGGUGGCGUUUCGGCGACUGGAACCAUAGAGGCCAGAGCCCAAAAUUGAUAG
This is a messenger RNA of Chara braunii, 1464 nucleotides long. Lineage: Eukaryota; Viridiplantae; Streptophyta; Charophyceae; Charales; Characeae. The record is from the annotation of a GenBank genome assembly.